AGUCGACCUCCGCCUCCUUGCCUGCUCGCUCGUGCGCGAGCGUUGUGAUUGUGUCCGCGCGUGCUCGUGCGUGCGUGCGCGUGCCGUGUGAUAUGACAGUCCGUGCGCGCCGCGUCCCGGAGGUGCUCGAGCGCGAGGUAGGCGUGCACAGUCCCCGCGGAGUGCAGCGCGUGCGCGCCCACGUUGUGCUGCGGGACUGUCCAAGUGCUUGAGCUACAGCGGGAUCGAGCUGGUGCCGCGGGCUUGUCCCAAGUGCUUGAGCGGGACCGAACCACUGCUGCGGAACUGUCUAAGCGCUUGAGGAGCUGUGCUGUGAAAUAAUCCCAGCUUUGGGUUGAGCCGCGGCUCGACUCGGCAGAGAAAUAAUGGCUUCCGCGAUGCGUUUGAAGCACUCGGUCGGUCCUCUGACCGCAGUGGAGUCUAGACUCAACUACUGCAACAGCUCGAACCUCCAGGACAGUAACAGCAACGAGGCGAACUUCAACGACAGCGCAAUAUGGGACACAAUCCGUCCAGUCUCGAUUCUCGAGGAAAGCGUCGCGAAAUGUCGGCCGUGCCCGUACGGCUCGCAGGCGGGCCGUCUGGACAACCGCAGGAGCGGCGCCGCGCGCACGGCCCCGCGCAACAUCAGUCCGGGCGGCAACCGUAACGAGCCUCGGGACUCGAAUCUCGCCGAGGACAACUGCUACCUUACCCGGGACUACGCUUCCCGGCCGACGGACAACCACAGACCGCCAGCGUCCACAUCCUCCUCGACGUCCUCGUGCUACUCCUCGGCCAGCAGCAGCUGUUCGGCGUCACCGCUUGGCUCGCCGGCAUCGCCCAUCGAGGGCGGCAUCGUCAAUCCGAACUACCCAGGGUUCGAGCACCUCGCCGCCAAGUUGCUGAGACUGGCGGCUGGGUCGGACUACGAGGACCAGGACGAGGACGACGAGGACAACAACAACAACAUCAUCAACGAGAACGUCAACGGCAAGCAGCUGCAGUACCAGGAUGAUGGCAAGAGGAUCGACCCGAUAAACCACGACCACGCCGACGGCAACAAGGCCUUGCUCUACGCCAAGCCCAAGCUGGCCGCCGCCAUGGCGGACGCCUUCUUGUCUUCCGCGAAGGAGGAUCUGGCUGUGAGCAGGGACUUCCAGAAGCAGGCCAAGCUGCACAAGAUGUCGGUGCACGGGCCGCCCAUCGGCGCGCUCGGCGCCCUGGCCGCGCGCCACUACAAGAAGGACUCGAACCGCGCGCUCGAGGAGCGAGAGGAGGAGGAGGAGAAGUACAACAGGGAGGCGACGGAGAAGGAGCUCCAGCAGGACAUCGUCGUGCCCCGCAAGAAGGAGAAGAUGGCCAUGAACCAGCAGGUGCGCAAGGCGCGCGCCGGCCCCCCGGCCAUGGGCUUCGACCGCGCCGAGCGGACAGAGCGCGCCGAGAAGCGCUUCUCCUCGCACGUGCACGCGCACGCACACGCGCACGGCCAGGCCGCCUCGCGCCGCGAGAAGCGCUCCUCCCUGGAGCUCCUGGGUGGAUUCGAUGUCUACAACAUCGAGACCGCCAUGCCCAGGAUCGACCUGGACCUCAUCGAGUCGCACCUCCGGGCCGCCAAGGAGGAGGAGAGGCGGAGGCGCAAUGAUAGAGAAGAAAUUCGCCGUCGCUUGGCUAUGGGAUCUGAGGAUGCAGAUUAUUACAGCAAUGACCAAAGGCCUGGGAAGAAACCAAGUCUACAAGCACGACUUCAAAGUGGGAUGAAUCUUCAAAUCUGUUUUAUGAAUGAGACCCUGUCUGAUACGGAGUCUCCAGGCUCAGAGAGUGAAAAUCCAUCAUCAGGUCCCUCAGGGCUUGCAGUAGCUGCAAAAGCUUCAUCACCUAAAACUGAGUCUGCCUCUGAGAGGUUACCUGGGGGAAGUCUAUCGUCAAAGCCUGCAAGACCUCUUUCAUUGCCUCUUCGGCUUGAUGCCAAUCAUGAGUGGAGAGAGCAUUCAUCAUUGAUGACAGAAGCAGACUUUUUGGCUCGACAAGCUCAGCUCCAAACAGAGGCUCGAAUGGCCUUGGCUCAAGCCAAAGAUAUGGCACACAUGCAAAUGGAGAUAGAACGACAGCGUCAAAAUGCUUCUCCAAUUACAGAGAUGGUACGCCACACUCUGCAAAAGGUUGGUGUUUCAUUUCCUGAAGACAGGCGGAGACUGAGCCGUCAAAUUCUGACAGAAAUGAACGUUGCCCAGCUUCAAGUUAUUGUUAAUGAUCUCCACACACAAAUUGAAUAUUUGAAUGAGAGUUUAGUUCGGUUUCUUAUGGAACGAGAUGAUCUUCACAUGGAGCAAGAUUCAAUGCUGGUUGACAUUGAAGACCUAACCAGAUAUCUUGGUGCUAAGGAACAGUCCAGCAAAGCAGGGCCAAAUCUUAACAACAAUCUCAUUAAAUCCAAUGGGACAAGUGGAGGGGGAAGAAUGAACAGUAAAAAGUGAUUCCUUUCAACAAAUAUGUGUGCCAUGACGUGUUGAUGCAGAAGAGCUCAUUCUCAGUUCAGUCAUCUAUCAAAUGUUGUAUGGUGCUUGUGAUAUUUACACCUGCACCAGUGAUCCAAGACAAACUAUUCAAUAAUGAUAAUAUAUUAGGUGUACUUAUGCUUAGGUCAAGCACAUCAGCAGAUAAAAUAAAAAUGUAUGUGUAGAUUUUUUUGACGAUACGACAGCUUUGGUUCAUCAUGCUAAACCAUCAUUUCAAUUGGAUGAAUCCAACUUGUUGAAGUUCUCCCGAUAUGUUUAUGAUUCCUGCCAUGUGUUUGUUGCAAAGGUUUAUGUAUAUCUUGUGGCUUUUGUACUGAGAUGCGCUUUUGCAAAUUCUUUAUUUAGGGCAAUGAAGAAGCAUAUUAAUUAAUCUAUGACACUGUUUAUCAUGAAGUUCCACUUUUAUGAAAUGAUUAAUAUUUUAUUUGUUAAAUGUUACAUUAAUUAGAAUAGUGAAUCAUGUUGAGAAAAUGCCCUUGGCUAUGUAUGCAUAUUCUCAACAAUACUUUUUGGAAAAUAGUUUUUAAAAAAUGCUAAGGGAAGAUGUUUUGACCAACUAAAGACUUUUCAUGGCGAGUGGUAUAUGAACUUUUGAACUGAAAAUUUGUUAUUUGCUGAGUAUAGGCCAAUGAGCUUCAGUUUCUUUUUUCUCAAAAUUUUAAUCCUCGACAUCUGUCACUGUUUGAAAGGAUAUUGGUGCUGUUUUUCUCUAAAAUAUGACAAUACAGUACUAGUAUCUCUGAUGAUCAGAAAUACACUGUUCUCUUUGUGGCUUCUUUAUACAUUUGCCAACCACCCUUCUGAUCAUUUAAAGGUUUAGGUCUGCAGCUAGGAAUUGAAUGUAAUAAUGUAGAUAUUUGAGUUAUGCUGUCACAAACUUGUCAGAAAAAGGCUUAGCCUACAAUUCCUUUAUUCAUUUAUCAACAUGUAUGCUAAUAUUUUCUUAACAAAACUCCUUGCAAUUUUGUGCAGCUUAAUGUGAUCUACCUUAAUGUUUAAAAACAAUUAUUGUAGAUGCCAAAAGAAAUUUUCUUAGUCCAGUAUUACAGUAUUGUAAUUUCUGUUUUUUUUUCUACUUUGCAAGCCUUGUCGGCGAAAUUCCCAGUUUUUUCUCUGUCAGCAUGGCAACUCAUUGUUUAUUUAUUACCAUUUGUGAUAUUUUCUUUUAAAGUCCUUUUGCAUUUCUGUUUAUUCUUGUGAAGUAGAGGAUUAGUUGAUUGAAUGAACUUGAACAUACAUACUAUGUGAUCAACUUCAAGUAUACAGGAUUUUAAUUUUGACUUUUCAGUUCCUAAAAAUAAUAGCUUUUUCAUCACCACUCUGCAAUAUUCAUAUUUUACCAUGAGUGUUGUUAAACAUCCUAAGCUGUAAGUGUUUUAAGUGUUUCACUAUGUUUCAAAUGGAGAAAAACAUGAAUUUGAAGGGUUUUUAAGAUUGCUAAACUGACUAUGUGUUGAGGACUGAUUUUGUUGGCAUAUAUUAUCAGAUGUUUUAAAUUAUUACUAAUCCUGCACUCAUGUGCCCCCAUGACAAAUGGAAACUGUUUUAAAGCAAUGAAUAAUUCCUAGUAGUCACCAUGCUCCUUGCUAUGCAUGUGUUUUCCUAAUAAUGCCUGACAAUCAUGGGUGAAAACUAUGUGAAUGUGAAUUAACUGCUCAUUUUUCAUUUUGUUUGGAUGUAAUGAAAGUGUAGGUUCUUCUCUCUGGUCAAAAUUCUUGUUUCUGAUUAAGUUGUUUAUCCCCCUUUUUGGUGGAUUACACUUUGUUGACUACUUGCAGUUAAGAUCACAUUCCUUUUAAAAAGAAAUAUAACUAUGAAUGUUAUCCAAUUACUUGUACCUUUUUGUACAAAGUGUAAAUACAUUUUUACACUUUGAAGCAUUCCUGGUGUUUUCCUGUGAGAAGCAAGUUGCAGUAUUCUGCUGUUCCGUUUCUUUUAUUUGCGUUUCUGUCUUGGUUUCAUGCAAUUUUCCUAAAUAAAGAGAGGCACAGCUUGAACUGAAAAUUA
This is a messenger RNA of Frankliniella occidentalis (western flower thrips), 4505 nucleotides long. RefSeq lists its product as uncharacterized. The record is from RefSeq and is a predicted model, not a curated record. Gene Ontology annotation, biological process: positive regulation of hippo signaling. The coding region runs from base 366 to 2456 and encodes 696 amino acids. Gene Ontology annotation, cellular component: cell junction; plasma membrane. The transcript is spliced from 13 exons. Lineage: Eukaryota; Metazoa; Arthropoda; Insecta; Thysanoptera; Thripidae.